UUCCUUUGCCAAUAGGGUCAGAGUAUUUCAUCUGGGCUUCUUAUAUCUAAAUUAUUAAAAUGGCUAGGUUUUCUUCUUUUUCCCUGUUCUUCAUAAUAGCUGGUGCUUAUAUGACUCCAGAAUGUUUCAACAUGAAAAUUAUUGGAGGGAGAGAAGUGUCACCUCACUCUAUGCCAUUUAUGGCCUCCAUCCAGUAUGAUGGAACUCAUGUGUGUGGAGGAGUUCUGAUCCAUCAGCAGUGGAUACUGACAGCAGCCCAUUGCCAGCUUCACUUUGCCAAAGGCAAGUCUCCCAAGGUGGUUUUAGGAGCACACUCUCUCUCAAAGAAUGAGGCCUCCAAACAAAUAUUUGAGAUUAAAAAACUCAUACCAUUCUCAAGAUUUAAAUCAGAUCCUAAAUCGAAUGAUAUCAUGCUGAUUAAGCUUCACACAGCUGCAAAACUCGACAAGAAUGUCCAGCUGCUCCACAUAAGAUUCAAAAACGAUAUUAGAGCUGGAACCAAAUGCCAGGUUGCUGGCUGGGGAACCACUGAGCCAGAUUCGUUAAGCCCCUCGGAUACCCUGCAAAAAGUCACUGUUACUGUGAUAAGUCGAAAACUUUGCAACAGCCAAAGUUAUUACAACCACAACCCUAUUAUAACUAAAGACAUGGUAUGUGCAGGAGACACCAAAGGCCAGAAGGAUUCCUGCCGGGGUGACUCAGGUGGCCCCUUGAUCUGUAAAGGUGUCUUCUGUGCCAUAGUUUCUGGAGGUCACAAAUGUGGUGAAGCUAAGAAACCUGGAAUCUACACCCUAUUAACCAAGAAAUAUGAGGCUUGGAUCAAAAGCAAACUUGCAAGUUAAAAUUACGAGUGAUUUUCUUGGAUCUACUAGUCACUUGCUUUUUUUCAUAACAUGAUCUACAGGCCAACUUGAUCUUCAGAUAUGAUUUGUUGUAGUUAAAACAGGGCACAGUUGGCAUCUAGUUCUGCCCCCUUAGGGCUGAUUUUGUUAAGGAAUCAAGUGCUUUUUCUCAUCUAUCACUAAUGUAUCUCUACUGUGCUGAUUUCAUUCUGAAUAAAAUUUAGAAGACUGUUUUGUCUUUUAUGGAAAUAAGGUAUAGCAAAUGAUAACCCCCUACUCCACCUGCCAUUCCCAAAGGGCAAACAGAUGAUUAAACAAGACAGUAAUGAUACCAUCUUCAACUAGGUAUACCUUGUGAUUUCUGCUGGAUCGUCAUAUGUUGUCUUUUUUGAAAAGAAACAGUAAAUGCUAAUACCCCAACUCAAAUUAGAAAAGAAUCAUCAAGGUUUAUAGAAAUAUUUAGGAUAGCAUUUAUUAUUUAUUUAUGCCAUACUUUGUUCCAGAAAGGACUUAAUCAGUGUACGCAAAUACCUGCAAUAAAAUAAAAUUUAAAAAGUAAUUUGGGGAAGAAAUUGAGGCAAAGGGGAAAUGAGAGUAGGAAAAAGAUGAAGGCCAGACUGUUGUUAAUGCCCAAAGUCCCUUCAGUUUCUUCCUAUAUGUUUGCUAGAAGGAGUGACAUUUAGCUUUAUGCUUUCCAUUAGCCAAUGCAAAAAGAUCAACACUAUCCGUUAUGUGAAUGACAGUCUCCAGGAAAUAAAAAUAAACUAUUUGCUUUGCCCAGAAGUAGGACCACUUGUGCUGGAACUGAAACUAGAGAGAAAUUUUCCCAUUGUCUGCUUAAGGACACUGUGCCAUGGUUCCCAUACUCCUACCAAAGGCAUCAGGAUCACCUGAGAAGAUUGUUUUUAAUACAGAAUUCCCUGGCCCCUUGCCCAAAAAUUCAGAUUGAAUAAGUUUGAGGUGGGCCUGAAAAUCUGUAUUGUUUAAAAGCAAGUCAAUUGAUUCUGAUAAAUGGGUAAAUCUGAAAUCCACCGAUAAUGAACAGCCUUAAUAACAUCUUACAAUAAAGACAGCAAUGGGGAUUAUACAGCAUGGGAUUGUUUUGUAUAAAUGCUUCAGGGUAAACUGAUGGCUUAAGAUCAGAGUGCAAUUCAGUAAGUGCACUUGAGGGUCUCAGCUGCCUUAGUCUGGGGUAGUCCAAUGACUAGAGCAGUAACAAUUUCUAAUCUGGGGUGGUGGUGGGGGACGGGGAGAGUCCUUCAGGCUUCUCCUCCAUCAAUAGUCAGAAGUCAAAAGUUAACCUCAGCUUUUAUAUUUAAUUUGAGUGUCAGGGGGUAAAUAGUGUUCAUUUCCAGGUGACACAUUGAGUUUUCUUACAUUCAUAUAGAAAUGGAUGUUUUUGGUUGGUUGGUUGGUUAGUUGGUUGGUUGGUUAGUUGGUUGGUUGGUUAAUUUUUGGCAUGGUUCUUGGAAACCAGUAACAAGCACAACACUGAACUAUGACUGCAUAGACAAAUGGAAGCACUGGUAAAAAGUAACCUAAUUAAAAUUACAGAAAUGUUUUGAGAAGAUAGAAGUAAAAACACUUUUCUUUAAAUAUUUCAUCUUGUGUUAUUUUGAUUCAUUAAAAAUAUAUUGAUUAUGACCCCAAAAUCCCAGAGUAUACUUUGUAAGAAAAGAAAGGGGAAAUUUUGGAGAGACUCUGGACUCACUAUUUAAAAAAUAAUUAUAUAUCUAUUUCCUCUAAGUUUCAAAUCCAUGGAGUUUAUCUCUGUAAGUCUCUUUAACAACAAGGACUGUUGAGAUCACCCCUGAUUCCAGUUGGUGAGUAUCCUGAGAAGCUGUUACUAAAACCUGAGAGUUGCUUUUUUAUUUCAGAACCUAUGCUGUUGACAUCCAAUAGUCAAACUAGAUUAAACUGCCAGACAGGAGGCUUCUUUCAACAGCUGUGGCAGACCUGGAGACUCUGAAAUUGGAAGAUAAACAGUUUAUUUUGACAAGCAGCUGAUAAAGGAGCCACAACUGAAAUGUAUUCCUUAUCCUUUCAGGGAAAUACUAUUUGGUUAAACAUAUGAAUAUCUCCCCAGCGGAGCCUAAAAGAAGAUAGUAUUUUAAUUUGGGGCGUUCUGUCUUUGAGAGCUUAUUUGAUUCUAUCCACGACCUCAAAGGGAAGUUGAGAGUCAGUUGAGGCAAAUAGCCAGAUUUAACAAUCGCUUAAAGGUUUUAGGGGAAAACGGUUUGCUGAGUUUCUGGGUGGUGCAAAUGAUUAAUGUGCUUGUCUGCUAACCAAAA
This is a messenger RNA of Trichechus manatus latirostris (Florida manatee), 3133 nucleotides long. RefSeq names its product granzyme K (gene GZMK). Gene Ontology annotation, biological process: negative regulation of oxidoreductase activity; positive regulation of apoptotic process; proteolysis. Gene Ontology annotation, molecular function: serine-type endopeptidase activity. NCBI's taxonomy places the organism in Eukaryota, Metazoa, Chordata, Mammalia, Sirenia, Trichechidae. The record is from RefSeq and is a predicted model, not a curated record. Bases 60 to 842 code for a protein of 260 amino acids. The transcript is spliced from 5 exons.